Messenger RNA from Solenopsis invicta (red fire ant), 1106 nucleotides. It is a transcript of the gene snf, whose product is annotated as U1 small nuclear ribonucleoprotein A. The coding region runs from base 177 to 872 and encodes 231 amino acids. NCBI's taxonomy places the organism in Eukaryota, Metazoa, Arthropoda, Insecta, Hymenoptera, Formicidae. The record is from RefSeq and is a predicted model, not a curated record. Gene Ontology annotation, cellular component: U1 snRNP. The transcript has 3 exons. Gene Ontology annotation, molecular function: U1 snRNA binding. Gene Ontology annotation, biological process: mRNA splicing, via spliceosome.
GCUUCACCCCCGUGUACACGACAUACACCGUGGCCGUAGUUCAUCGACGCAUAACCUGUAAUAUAACGUAACCUAAUAUAUAUAUAUAUAUAUAUAUAUAUAUACACAUUGUUUUUCUUUAAAUUUCUUUGAAAAUUAAUACAAGAUAGAGCAUCUAACAUCAAUUUUUAGUGAAAAUGGAUAUUCGUCCAAACAACACUAUUUAUAUCAAUAAUUUAAAUGAAAAGAUUAAGAAGGAAGAGUUAAAAAAAUCAUUGUAUGCUAUUUUUUCUCAAUUUGGUCAAAUUUUGGAUAUUGUGGCUUUAAAAACAUUGAAGAUGCGUGGACAGGCAUUUGUUAUUUUCAAGGAAAUAGCAAGUGCUACAAAUGCCUUGAGAUCAAUGCAAGGCUUUCCAUUCUAUGACAAACCAAUGAGAAUACAAUAUGCUAAAACUGACAGUGAUAUAAUUGCCAAAAUGAAAGGUACGUUUGCAGAGCGUCCAAAGAAACCAAAACGAGUUAUUCCAGUAGCAGAUGAAGAAGCUAAACGUGCCAAGAAACGUGCAAAAGAGCAAGCAAAACAUUCGCAACAAAUUGGUUAUCAUGCUAGUGUCCCCCAACAUCCAGGACUUGUUAAUACUGCUGUUCCUGAACAACCACCUAAUCAGAUAUUGUUCUUAACAAAUUUACCGGACGAAACAAGUGAAAUGAUGUUAUCAAUGUUGUUUAAUCAAUUCCCAGGCUUCAAAGAAGUACGAUUAGUACCUAACAGACAUGAUAUUGCAUUUGUUGAAUUUGAAAAUGAAGUUCAAUCUGGAGCGGCAAAAGAUGCUCUUCAAGGUUUCAAAAUUACACCUUCACAUGCAAUGAAAAUAUCAUUUGCAAAGAAAUAGGUUUUGUAUUGUGCAAACUAUAAAAGAAUCGAAAUGAGAUGUAAGUUAAACUGCGUUUAUAUAAAAAUAAAUGUAGUUUUUUUGUACUGACUUUGAUUAUCUUACUCAACUUUGCGCAAUUUAAAGUAUUUCACAUUCAGCGUUAUUCGUAUGUCAUUUCAAUGUGAUUUACUAUGUUACAGUAUAUAUAUUGUGUGCGAUAAGUAAUAUAAUAAAAUAAUAGAACUGAUAAAA